AUGUUUGACUUUAUCGAAGAGCAACCGACCAGGCCGCACAGAGACAGGCGCGACAGUGGCAGACAGUCUUGGGGUCUGGGCAUAAAGCUCACCAACAACUCGAACAUAACCGACUUUGAGCAUGCGGCGGCCACCAUGGGGCUAGUAACCAGCCAGCGACAGCACGAGCAAGCCGACCCGCGACACAGCAUGCAAACAAGCCGCAACAGAACAAGCACCAUCUCGGACUCGCAACCGGCCACAGCAUACUCGUUUUUUAACAAACUAGCCACACAGGAGCAGCAGCAGUUCCAGACAAAAUCGCAAAUAGAAGACAUGCUUGAGUCAUUCUACCUGUCUCAGGGCCGCCAGGUACCCGAAUGGGUGCAUAACCCACCACCCGACCCGCCAGCAAAUCUCGAGGCGCGCAAUGCUAGCAACAUGUCAUUUGACUAUAACCCAGACGCUGUCAAUGCUGCUUCCAGCAGCAAGAUGGCCGCCGAAUCAUCAAAACCCAGUACGUCGGGCGUUAUCGGCAAGUCCUUCUCCAAACUAAACAUUGGAAAGCUACCACGGCCGCAAUUUUCCUUUGGACUACGCAGCACAUCAUCCGGUCCCAGCGAAAGCACCGGUGGCGGUGGUCGAGAAGGAAGCGGAAUGAGCACGGCAACAGGAGUGCAGCCGAGCGCCUAUGAAGUGGAUUCGACUCACCCAUGGGCUCAGAGUCCGUGA
Molecule: messenger RNA, 711 nt
Organism: Kickxella alabastrina
Lineage: Eukaryota; Fungi; Kickxellomycota; Kickxellomycetes; Kickxellales; Kickxellaceae
Exons: 2
Coding region: 1-711 (236 amino acids)
Source: RefSeq, a predicted model, not a curated record